UGACGAGUUUGUGUAUAUAAAGGAAGGGCGAUAUGAGCUUUAGUUUUUGUAUCCGCCUCCAGAGAGAAAAAAAAACAAUUGGCAUAAACACUCUCAAAGACAAGUAAUCAAAAGCUUUUUAGAAGCUCCAUCAUGGCGACGUCAGGAACAUACGUGACAGAAGUUCCUCUGAAAGGGUCGGCGAAGAACCACUACAAGAGGUGGAAGAGCGAAAACCAACUCUUCCCGGAAGCCAUUGGCCAUCACAUCCAAGGUGUCACCGUUCACGAGGGCGACUGGGACUCCCACGGGGCCAUUAAGUCGUGGAACUACACAUGCGAUGGGAAGCAAGAGGUGUUCAAGGAGAAGAGGGAGUUAGACGACGAGAAGAUGGCUGUGACGUUUAGAGGGCUGGAUGGUCACGUGAUGGAGCAGCUUAAGGUGUAUGAUGUCAUCUUCCAGUUCAUCCCCAAGUCUCAGGAAGGUUGCGUCUGCAAAGUCACUAUGAUUUGGGAGAAGCGCUACGAAGACUCUCCGGAGCCAAUCAAGUACAUGAAGUUCGUCACGAGCUUGGCUGCUGAUAUGGACGACCACAUUCUCAAGAACCAGAACAAGGCGUAAUCAUCAUAGUGAUCAUCUUUAAGAAGAUAAAAUAAAUAAAAAGCAUCUAUACAUAUGUGUCUCUUUUGUGUUUGUCUCGUAGAUGGGUGAUCAUCCGCCUCCUUUUCUUGUGUACAUUUUAUGCUGAUAAUAAUGGCGGUUUGUCUUGUAAGCUUAUGUAUCAAUAUCAUCUCUCUGUCUUUGAUGAUUUGA
Messenger RNA from Arabidopsis lyrata subsp. lyrata, 792 nucleotides. RefSeq names its product MLP-like protein 328. Bases 133 to 600 code for a protein of 155 amino acids. The transcript has 2 exons. Gene Ontology annotation, biological process: defense response. NCBI's taxonomy places the organism in Eukaryota, Viridiplantae, Streptophyta, Magnoliopsida, Brassicales, Brassicaceae. The record is from RefSeq and is a predicted model, not a curated record.